AUGUCCCAGAGUCCCUCUAGCAAACCUCCCAGAGGUCCCUCUAACAAACCUCCCAGAGGUCCCUUUAACAAGCCUCCCAGAGGUCCCUUUAACAAGCCUCCCAGAGGUCCCUCUAACGAACCUCCCAGAGGUCCCUCUAACGAACCUCCCAGAGGCCCCUCUAACGAACCUCCCAGAGGUCCCUCUAACGAACCUCCCAGAGGCCCCUCUAACGAACCUCCCAGAGGUCCCUCUAACGAACCUCCCAGAGGUCCCUCUAACGAACCUCCCAGAGGCCCCUCUAACGAACCUCCCAGAGGUCCCUCUAACGAACCUCCCAGAGGUCCCCCUAGCAAACCUCCCAGAGGCCCCCCUAACAAAUGUCCCAGAGUCCCUCUAGCAAACCUCCCAGAGGCCCCUCUAACGAACCUCCCAGAGGUCCCUCUAACGAACCUCCCAGAGGUCCCUCUAACGAACCUCCCAGAGGUCCCUCUAACGAACCUCCCAGAGGUCCCUCUAACGAACCUCCCAGAGGCCCCUCUAACGAACCUCCCAGAGGUCCCUCUAACGAACCUCCCAGAGGUCCCCCAGCAAACCUCCCAGAGGCCUCCCCCUAACAAAUGUCCCAGAGUCCCUCUAGCAAACCUCCCAGAGGCCCCUCUAACGAACCUCCCAGAGGUCCCUCUAACGAACUCCCAGAGGUCCCUCUAA
Molecule: messenger RNA, 690 nt
Organism: Oncorhynchus nerka (sockeye salmon)
Lineage: Eukaryota; Metazoa; Chordata; Actinopteri; Salmoniformes; Salmonidae
Product: proline-rich protein HaeIII subfamily 1-like
Exons: 1
Coding region: 1-690 (229 amino acids)
Source: RefSeq, a predicted model, not a curated record